AUCUGACAAGGAGCACAGUUUUAACAAUGGCAAAACAAUAAGAGACUUGAGAAAGUGUUGUUACACCAAAAAGAAAACCAGUCGGGUUGCAAAACUUCAGCCUGGAGAAAUCUGCCUGAGCUAAUAAUUGUGUAAAUGCAUUCAGAGAUACAGAGUGUGAGACGGAGGGGUCUGCAGUCAGCUGGGAUUUAGUUCUGAGAGCUGGUUUGAAAAUCUUUUACUGUUUUAGUAUUGGAAGACAGAAUCUGCUGCUGUAUUGUAUUACUGGUGCUGGAGUUUCAAGUCUUGCGAUUCCCCUGCUUCAGUAAACACGUUUCUUCAUGUGACUCUCCUGUGUGCAGCUCAAUGAAACAUACAGGUAGUGGACAAAAAUGGAAACCCCAAUGUAAAGUCACUUAAUAGGGCGUUGGGCCACUAUUGUAUCCUGCUCUGUGGAGUUCUCGGCGGACCGUUUUUGAUGAAACUGGCUGCUUGUGCCCCAGGUCGAAAUUUGCAGUCAAUUGAUCUACAGUUGCUCGCCUGUUUUGCCUUGCACUUUGAAUUAAUGCACGGAUAUCACGAUCCUGGAGUAUGCGCUUCCGACCACUGUUGCCCUUUGCUGCUGAUGUUUUUCCCCCGGAGUUCCAUGCCGACAUCACCUUAGACACCGUUGCUCGUGAAACAUCUGCAAGUUGAGCUGUCUUGGUCACUGAAGCUCCUGUCAAACGCGCCCCAACAAUCACCCCUCUUUCAAAGUCACUGAGGUCUCCUCUUGCAGCCAUGCUAGCCAUAAUUAUAGGCAACCAGGCCUGUCCAGCAUUUUUAUACAUGACCCUAAGCAUGCUGGGAUGUUAUUUGCUUAAUUAAAGCAUUAGCCUCACCUGCGUGGAAUCCCUUGCUUUCAAUAUACUUGGUGUCCCUCAUUUACCCAGGUGUUUCCAUUUUUUUUAUCUGCUACCUGUAGCUACAGUGUAGCACAUUUUACAAUGCUCUCAAUCUCCUGACUGGACAUGAUGUGAACCUGCAGUUCAUUUCUCAGGGGAAGGUUAUCAGUCAAGGAUCAAUGAAAGACUCAGCUAGUGCAUUGGCUAUUUUUCACAUAAUGUUUACAGAGCUGGGUUUCCAUCCAGCUUCUAAGCUGGUAAAAAUCUUUUUCAAUGACAAAAACGCUGACUAGAUUUGUGUGCACCAAUUUUCUUGAAUUCAGAGUUAAAGACUGGAGGAAACACUUUGACAUCAGUAUAGUUCAUUACUGCCAGCAUACUCAGCAAGUUUAGUUUCAUUCAAGCGUCAUGAUGGACCAAAUACCUGAACACAAAAGCUAGGGGUCACAUUUCAAGAUCUUUACAGCAGAGUGCAAACCUUUUGGGAUUACAAAGAAACUUCUUCUCAUAUCCCCACUCACUUCCCACCCUCCCCCACUUGAUCGCCUUCGCCGGAGAUGAUAAAGGUGAGGAGUGUAUAAUCUGCACAGCAAUGGUACAGGGUGUCCACAUUCAUGUACAGCACUCGCUGGAGGAUAGCUUUACUUCCUAGAUUCCCAGUUUCUGUCACAACUGAUUAACAGGUUUCAAUCUCAUUUUAAAAGCAUAGUGAAAGCAUGGUAAAGCAUAUUUAAAAAACAUAGCAAAUCAUAACAAAUGCAUAGUAUAAACAUGGGGAAACUGCAAAAUGACUGUACAAAGUUACCCUGGUUACACUGAAGCUGUAUCAGUCUUGCUGAAAUGCCAAGUAGCGUUUGGAAACAUUAAUCAAUAACCUUUACCUUGGAACUUGAUGAAGUCCUUCUGAAGCCACGCCCACUGUGUGUGCUGCUCUAUUUAAACACUGCCCAAACCCAGGAGCGUUAUUCUGAACGCUGAGCUAAUUAACAGAGAGCACAGGUGUCCGUGUUCCUGACAAACAUGUCUGUGAUUAGCCUGCUCCUAGCACACACCGCCACAGUGUCUCUGGCUUUAGUUUUAACUGCUUUUAUAUUUUUAUACUUUUACUCGAAAUCCUCCAAGUCGUCUAAUUACAACUUCCCCCCCGGCCCGCCGGCUCUACCUGUUAUUGGGAACCUGAACAUUUUGGACCUGCACCGGCCGUACAAAACGCUGAGUAAGCUCUCGGAGACGUACGGCAAUGUGUUCACCUUCCACAUGGGUCCCAAGAAGUACAUGGUUUUGACAGGCUAUGAGGCGGUCAAGGAGGCUCUAGUAACCCAAGCAGACGACUUCUCAGAGAGAGGCCAGACGCACACUACAGCUCAUUUCUCUAAAGGCGGGAAUGGUAUUUCCUUCGGUAAGGGGGAAUCCUGGAAGGUGAUGCGUCGAUUCACCCUCUCCACUCUGCGGGACUUUGGGAUGGGGAAGAGGACCAUUGAGGACCGGAUCAUCGAGGAGUCCCAGAGACUGGUGGAGGUCUUCCAGUCCCACAAAGGAAAACCCUUUGACCCCCAAAUCAUCAUCAACUCUGCUGUCUCCAACAUCAUCUGCUCCAUCGUGUUCGGAGACCGCUUCGACUACGGCGACGCACAGUUCCUGAAUCUGCAAAGAAUUGUGAACGAGAACAUCAGGCUGAUUGUGAGCCCCAAGACAGAGCUGUAUAACAUGUUUCCUUUCCUGGGCUUCUUCCUGUCCGAUCACAAGAAGGUCCAAACAAACGGAACAAUGCUGCAGGAGUACUUUAGAAACACAUAUAAGGAUUGUAAAGACAGUGUGGACAGCAAUGACCUGAGGAGCUUCAUCGACACGUUCAUCUCCAGGCAGAGAGAAGAGGAGGCCAGAAACUCCAACAAGUAUUUCCACGAGGAUAACAUGGCCACCACCGUGGGGAACCUGUUUGCUGCAGGGACUGAGACCACCUCUACCACCCUGCGCUGGGGGCUGCUGCUCAUGAUGAAGUACCCCCACAUUCAGGACAAAGUCCAGGAGGAGAUUGAGAGUGUGAUUGGGAGGGAGCGCCCCCCGCAGGCCGAGGACAGGAAGAGCAUGCCCUACAUGGACGCCAUGCUACACGAGAUCCAGAGAGUGGGCAACGUGUUGCCCAUGAACCUGCUGCAUGAGACCACAGGGGACACCACCUUCCGGGGGUACAGGAUACCCAAGGGUACCCCGGUGAUCCCGCUGCUCUCCUCCGUGCUCUCUGAUAAGACACAGUGGGAGACCCCUCACCAGUUCAACCCCAACCACUUCCUGGACGCGCAGGGCAAGUUUGUCAAGAGAGAUGCCUUCAUGCCCUUCUCAGCAGGUCGGAGGGUGUGUCUUGGAGAGACCCUUGCCAAGAUGGAGCUCUUCCUCUUCUUCACCAUGCUCCUGCAGAAGUUUCACUUCCGCCCGCCCCAGGAGGUCAGCCCUGAGCAACUGGACCUCACCCCCACCCCUGGCCUCACCUCCGGCCCCCAGCCCUUCCAACUAUGCGCCCUGAGCCACUGAGAGACCCUGUGAUACUGCGACCCUGCCUUACUGCACCUGCUAGACCUUACUACAGCAACUGACCCCUCACACUGGACCCUUCAGCCACUGAACUGCCAGGAUUCUGUCACCACUGAGACCCUGUGAUACUGCGACCCUGCCUUACUGCAGGGAUUUUCCCCAGUUGAAUUACAGAAACUGCACUUGGGUAAAUGGGUGUGUCAUAGUUUGCUUUAUAACAAAUGUUUUCAUCUUUCAUGAAAACAAUUAGCAGCUAGAAUAAUGACAGUGAUCUAUGAAAUUCAAUGACAAGUUUUGGAGUUGUUUUAAGAAUAAAUUAAUGGGUAUUGUA
This is a messenger RNA of Acipenser ruthenus (sterlet), 3726 nucleotides long. Its product is annotated as cytochrome P450 2K1-like. Lineage: Eukaryota; Metazoa; Chordata; Actinopteri; Acipenseriformes; Acipenseridae. Bases 1884 to 3395 code for a protein of 503 amino acids. The record is from RefSeq and is a predicted model, not a curated record. Gene Ontology annotation, biological process: xenobiotic metabolic process. The transcript has 9 exons. Gene Ontology annotation, molecular function: iron ion binding; heme binding; oxidoreductase activity, acting on paired donors, with incorporation or reduction of molecular oxygen, reduced flavin or flavoprotein as one donor, and incorporation of one atom of oxygen. Gene Ontology annotation, cellular component: cytoplasm; intracellular membrane-bounded organelle.